AUGCCCAAGAAUCAAUCCUCCGUUGCAGAGCCCUUGGUAGACUUUGCUAGUCAUUUUCUAGUCGUUUCUAUGCAAGCUCUUCGAGAUGGACUCGGGGCCGAAUGUACCAUCACCUGCUCUGGUCAGGAAUUCAAGCUUCGUAAGUCUAUUCUCGCCGCGCAAUCUCCUUUGUUCAGGGAUCUCUUUGACAACAAGAAGACCAAGGUCAAUGCCAUCCUCGACUUGUCGGACGACGACCCCACGGCUAUCGCCGCCCUGGUCGAUUGGGGGGCAACGCAGCAACCCCCAGCUGCCGUCCGACGACUGCCCCUCCAUUCGCACGUCUUCAUCUUGGCUAAUAAGUACGAUGUCCCGGGCCUGCGCGCUCUCGCCCUGAAGCACUUUUCAGAAAUGAUCAACGACUUCCCUGGACACGUUGAGCGCUCGCUCUUCCACCACGCGGUGUCGGUGAUCUACCGCAACACGACGCCGGAAAAGGGAAGGCAACUGCGUUCGUUGCUAGUGAACGCACUGGCUCGUCACGGGGCGUCCGACAACCUGGCGCAUCGCAGGGCAAUGGAAACGCUUUGGGCCGAUGUCCCAUCCCUGGCCACUGACUUGUGUGGUUCUCUCUGCGACGAGUUGGUGAAGCGCAAAGCUGGUCAGAAGGUGGAGCGGAUUGCCCAUUUUAUUUCCUUCGUAGUAGCUGUACUCCUCUGCCUCUGGGUCCUACUCAAGAGCUUCUGCUACAUCUAGGAUUUCUCUUGCCAGCUGUCU
Molecule: messenger RNA, 756 nt
Organism: Emericellopsis atlantica
Lineage: Eukaryota; Fungi; Ascomycota; Sordariomycetes; Hypocreales; Bionectriaceae
Exons: 4
Coding region: 1-735 (244 amino acids)
Molecular function (GO): protein binding
Source: RefSeq, a predicted model, not a curated record